AUGAAUCAGAAGCACGAGGAUGUACAUACUCCGGGUGUGGCUGCGUCAAGCUCCCGCAAAAUUGUCAUUGUCAUUGUCUCCGAGCGGCAUAAAUCCGAGCACUGUACUCAGCCUUCUUCUCAUCAACGCAAGCAGGUGAUCUUCCUCACAGAAAAGCCUUGCCUGGAUGAUCGACGAUCUAGGAUCCUCAGCGCAACACCGCCAUUCCUCGCGAGCGCUGCUCGCUUCCGACGUUUCUGCGGCCCCCGUACUGUGGUCGGCGUGGACAAAGGCGCGAUGCUGGCGCACGCGCCCUCGCUUCGGGGAAUGCCAAAGCCCGAUCUGGAGAUCAUGGUACUAUACGAUGUGCUCUCGCAUAAAGCCUGA
Messenger RNA from Coniophora puteana RWD-64-598 SS2, 366 nucleotides. RefSeq lists its product as uncharacterized. Bases 1 to 366 code for a protein of 121 amino acids. The record is from RefSeq and is a predicted model, not a curated record. Lineage: Eukaryota; Fungi; Basidiomycota; Agaricomycetes; Boletales; Coniophoraceae. The transcript has a single exon.